This is a messenger RNA of Penicillium nucicola, 1098 nucleotides long. RefSeq lists its product as uncharacterized. The record is from RefSeq and is a predicted model, not a curated record. Bases 1 to 1098 code for a protein of 365 amino acids. The transcript is spliced from 3 exons. Lineage: Eukaryota; Fungi; Ascomycota; Eurotiomycetes; Eurotiales; Aspergillaceae.
AUGGUAUGCCAGCUGCGUUUGUUUCUUGCCUUGGGGGCUUUGGCUUCUUCCGCGCUUUCGGAGAAAGUUGGCUAUUUUGAUGCGUCUGUUUGUGCCGAUACUAAGGGAUUCACUUCCUGCUACAAGGCUGCAGAUGCAGAGUACACAAGUUGUGUGAAGGAUAACUGUGCUGGUGGGAGUCAAGCGUGUUACGACUCUUGCGAUGGCAGUGUUGCCUGCAUGAACAAGCAAUGCCCCGGUCUAGGCAUUGAUUGUAUAAAUGCUUGUGGAUGCCAGCAGUCUGCACACCAAAUUGACUGUGCUGGUGCAAGCUGCUGGAACCAAGUCUAUUCCUGUGAAUACCAGAAUACCGUCGGUGACUUUUUUACUCUCUGCACCAAGCCCAAUUACGAUACUGUGCCAUUCUGGCCAGCACCCGACGAUGCCCCCGAUUCCUGUUCUUGCAACCUUGGAGAAAUUGAAAAGAAAGAGUACUUGAUUUCGCUCCAAAUGACGGAGUGCAGCAACAAUAUGACCAACCUCAACCAAAUUACGAAGACCGAUGCAAUUGUAGACUACGGGAAAGCCUGUACCUGCUGUGGAAUGAGUGCUAUAAUCUCUGCAAUUUAUGACACCUGCCCCGACACAAAGCCUUCCCUGCUUGGCGUAACCGAGUGGAAUGAUGCAGUAUUUGUACCUAAUGACUGGGCAGAGUGUGGGCCAUAUCUUGAGGCAUAUGAUUGCGCAGGCGAUUUGGGGUAUGGCCGCGCUGAUGCUGGUGCUAUUAGCAAAUAUUACCAGCCCAGCAGCAUGCCAUCUAAUGGUACUAAAACCCUAUCGAAUGGAAAUGGUGUGGUUUCCACUCCGAUUAGCGGUGAUACUUUUACUUGGCAGUUUGGCCAAUCUUCGAGAGCAUUGUAUCAUACUGUCACUGUUGCUUCGGCCAAUGCAGUGGUCACUGGAAAGGGAAAUGCCAGCGGAGGUGAGAGUUCAACAACUACGGCGACAGAGACUGGUGCCACCACAGAAAGCACACAACCCGGAGGAGGAGUGUCCUUGGGUAUUCCUCUCUGGACUAUGGCUGGCACUGCUGGUGCCUUGGUCUGGUUAGCUUUCUAA